AUGAUGCUGAUGAUUACGAGGGAAAGCGAACAAGAGAAGGACAAAAAAGAAAGAAAAACGAUAUCUUCAAACGUUCUCGGUGACUUCAACGCACCAGCAGGCAUCAAAGAAUCAGAGCGCAUGCAUAUCCCGAGGAUUUUAAGCGAAAAACGGACAAUUAUCUCCGAAUUGAAGCCUUCAGGGGGCUUCUGGCAACCCUGUCUACCUUUCGAUCUGGUUGCUGUAACUGGCGUGUAUUCAUUUUAUAUUUUCCCGGUGGCCUUGGAGAACUUCCAAUAUUGUGUUGACAUGGGCAACUCGCGGCUCCUCUCGGGCAGCACCAACAACACCGCCUCCUGCGCCGACGGGACGUGGUCCUUCCUCGAGGAACCGCCUGAGUGCAUUCCGGUAACGACAAGUGUUAUCAUGACAACCACGACGAGUCGACCGUUAACAGAAAGUACAACAGCAUCAACAACAUCUAAAGCUGUUGCCAAGACAACCACUACGCCUCGACCCUUGACAGAAAGUACAGCAGUGAAAUAUAUCUCAACAAACUUUCCGAAGGACAUCGACUGCCAUAUUACAGUUGCAGCAUCAACAACACCCACAAGUAUUGCCAUAACAACCGCUGUGAGUCAACCCUUGGCAGAAAGCACAGGAGAGUCUACAGGUUCUACAAGGCCUACAGGAUCUACAGGGCCUACAGAGUCUACAGGGCCUACACCGUCUACUGGAUCUACAGUGCCUUCAGGGUCUACAGUUUCUACAGGGUCUACAGGGUCCUCAAAUGAUACCAUGGCAAACUCUGCUAAUUCCUCUGCAACAGAAGUAACAGGGAAUAACACAGGAACGGGGUCGUGGGAGAACUCGUCAUCUCUACAGACGAACUCCUGCCCUAGACUGAGGAGAUCUAUUCUCUCCGUCUCCCUUUUCACUUCUCUGAACACUCUCGGUCGCAACCUGGUUCACACCAGCCCUCCCAUUACGUCGGAGUGGGCUACAGGCCAUUAG
Molecule: messenger RNA, 993 nt
Organism: Penaeus indicus
Lineage: Eukaryota; Metazoa; Arthropoda; Malacostraca; Decapoda; Penaeidae
Product: mucin-5AC-like
Exons: 12
Coding region: 1-993 (330 amino acids)
Source: RefSeq, a predicted model, not a curated record